Messenger RNA from Gigantopelta aegis, 1598 nucleotides. RefSeq names its product coiled-coil domain-containing protein 149-like. The record is from RefSeq and is a predicted model, not a curated record. Bases 60 to 1379 code for a protein of 439 amino acids. Lineage: Eukaryota; Metazoa; Mollusca; Gastropoda; Neomphalida; Peltospiridae. The transcript has 12 exons.
UUGAAAGCUGUUACCUUUUUGGAGAUGUUAUUAAGAAUAAUAAUAGCUAGUACUUUUUGAUGUUUUGUCCCUUUUUUCACAGGGUACGAAUACGGCCAUAUGUACUUAAUUAUGCCAAAAUGUCAAACUUUGACUUAUCGGAACUGGCUAUUAAAUACGACGUGCUGGGAAAUGAGUACCAGAUUUGUCGUCAUAAGCUUGAAAGCAAAAAUGAAGCUCUGUUGAUCCUGAGCAAAGAGCUGGAUGAAUGUCGCAGCGAGCGAGACCAGUUCAAACUGAUGGCCGAACAGCUGCAAGAACGCUGUCAAGGCAUGAAAAGACAGCUUGCUGGAAACUCUGUUCCAAGUUUGUCAUUCAAUCAAGUGGAUCCUGGUUUCUACUCAGACAUGCAAUCUCAGAGCUUGGUGAACCUGCUGUGUGAGACAAAGGAACACAACAAGUCUCUUAAGUUUGAAGUGGACGAUCUCAAACAAAAGCUGCAUGACGCACAGGGUGACAUCAAGUUGUUACGUGAACAAAUAGCAAGACAGAGAGUGGGAACGACGGAUGAAGGAAUUAAUACUCGUCAUUUUCCCGCUUACGAAAGAGAAGAUCUUGUGAAACAACUUGAAGCUGCAAGGAAAGAGUAUGCGCAGCUUGAGCGAGACUUGCAGCAGGUGUUGGAUGAGAAGCAGGACCAGGAGAUGGAGCGUGACGGCUACAAGAUCAAAUACGAUCGACUCAAUCAGGAACUCAACUACAUACUCAAGGGAGACGAGAAUCGCAUUGUUGAUAUUGAUGCUCUGGCCAUGGAAAACAAAUAUCUUCAGGAACGCUUAAAACAACUGGAGGAGGAAAAAGCGAUGGCAAUGCAGACAGUUUCCAAGUACAAGAGCAUGCUGGAGAAGAAGAAGAACAAGGGAAUUCUGAAACUUGGACAGAGCAGAAGUGGGGGCCUCGUCAUUACGCAAAAACAAGUUCAGCAAAUGCUAGAGAGUAGGACUGGAUUGCCGGUGUCCCAGCAGGCGAUGGCUGAUCUGCAGGGACUGUGCAGUGCACUGUUGGAUACCAUUAACGACAAGACUCUCGCACUGUCACACCAACGCAAAACAAACAAAAUCCUUGGCAACCGUGUAUCUGAACUUGAAAAGAAACUGAAAACGUUUGAGGUGUCAGGAUUAUGGAAUAUUCCAGCCCAUGCCCCAUAUUUGGCUAAACUGCAAGCGGAAUGUGCCGAGAUGAAAAUGCUUGUACCGAGACAGAUGUCACAGUCGAGUGACACAUCAGAUAAAACAAGGGAUCUUGAAUCGGACAUCUCAUCCAUUACAUCGCCCGACACCAGUCCCACACACCGUCCAGCACACUGCGACCCCGAACACUCCCUCUGUUGGCAUGGAUGACCUUGAUCUUCUACCAACCAAAGAAGAUUCUGGGAAAAAAGUUGAAGCAACACAUACAGAGACCUUUCAGCACCAGACAUCAGACAACAUAAGUCAUAUGAACUACAACAUCCAGUGUUACCAGGAGAACGGCGAUGCUGGGGACGACAACACAGACACUGAUAACAACGAUUCGGAUCGGUACAGCCGUUCGGCGGAGAAGAAAGAAAGCAUCACAGA